AUGCCCUGGCCAUUGAUAGCUGUUUCCAAGUCGCGACAAGAAUACUCGUCGCUGGCUUCGGAGGGACAUGGAGAUGAUCUCUCUACAGCUUCAGACAUCCCUAGAACAAAAGGCACAAGCUGGUCCAGCAGAAUUCUCCUGACUUUUCUCGCUACGACACUUGCUACCAAUGUAUUGCUCAUGUGGGCGACGCUUCGUCUCUACGAGCAAUCACGCAAUACAAUCAACUUGAAAGGGGAAGCUCAGACGCCGUUCCCAUCUUUUCCUGACGAGACAAGAACCUUCAAGGAGGAUUUGCGAUAUAUUGUGAGGCCUUCGAAUCAGAGCGAUAGCGAUUGGGAAGAUCUUGGUGGCCCCGAGAGCGAACACAGGGGGUUUAUCUGGAUCGACAACUACACUGACUACGGAUUGCAUGCUGCCGAGGCUGUAGGGAGGCGCGGGCUUUUCGGAGUCAGCGUACUCCAUCAGCUUCACUGUUUGGGAGCGAUUCGAAAAAUGUUCUGGAAUGUCGUCGAAGGUAAAAUCGACGCGGCUGAACUCCUAGCAGAGUAUCCCGAAGACACGGGCAAUCCGUCUUUUACCGCCAUGACGCACGGGCUGUGGCACGUCUCGCACUGCUUUGACUACGUUCGACAAGCACUCAUGUGUCGACCGGAUCUUACUCUCGAAGGCCCCGUCCACGUCAACGGGAGGCUUCUGGUCGUGGGCUGGGAAAGUCCUCACCAGUGCCAGAGCUGGGACACGAUUUGGAAAUAUUUUGAAGAGCAUUCCGUAGCCACAUUCUAG
Messenger RNA from Drechmeria coniospora, 786 nucleotides. RefSeq lists its product as uncharacterized. The record is from RefSeq and is a predicted model, not a curated record. Lineage: Eukaryota; Fungi; Ascomycota; Sordariomycetes; Hypocreales; Ophiocordycipitaceae. The transcript has 4 exons. Gene Ontology annotation, biological process: mycotoxin biosynthetic process. Bases 1 to 786 code for a protein of 261 amino acids.